This is a messenger RNA of Eriocheir sinensis (Chinese mitten crab), 2172 nucleotides long. RefSeq lists its product as uncharacterized. Gene Ontology annotation, molecular function: zinc ion binding. NCBI's taxonomy places the organism in Eukaryota, Metazoa, Arthropoda, Malacostraca, Decapoda, Varunidae. The transcript is spliced from 5 exons. Bases 823 to 2172 code for a protein of 449 amino acids. The record is from RefSeq and is a predicted model, not a curated record.
UUCUACUUCGCAACGCGGAGGACAGCAGACUUUCGGUAAUGCAACGCGUGCGUUUCUUAACCGGCUGCAGUGCCGACGCCAACACAUGACAUGCAGAGACUUGUGUUUUGUGCUGUGCUAACGGUAGUUUUGUCGCCAUGAACUUUAACUUUGGAGGCAGUGACUUCCAUAAUAUUGUGGUAAGAAGUGAGGAUGGUUUCGUUUCAGUGAGAACUAAUGCCAAUAAUGCAGACGAUGUCUCAAAAUGGAAGGACAUCUUCUGUGCAAAGAACAAUCUGUGUUUCAAUGUGCACCGCACCUAUGAUGUCCAGAGGACAGCUUUUCAUAAGAAGUUUAUCUGCUUACAUGGAGACAAACGCCAUGCCGGUAUUAAGAAGACAAACACAAGGUAUGUUAUUGUUGAUACAUUAUACAUAGAAGUGUAUACUAAGGACAUGUUGAAUAACAAAGCUUGCGAGGCUAUUUCCUUUUUUACUGUUAGAUGGACAUUAAACAAAAUGUCCUAGUAACUGCACCCUACUCAUGCUACUUUUUAUGUUAUAGUUUUCGUACUCUGCAUUUUUCAAUGCAAGCUUUCGCUGUAAGCGAUGAUAAAACUAAGGCGUAUAUAUAUUUCUUUGUAGGUGCCCUGUGACCCUGGAUGUGAAGAUCAGCCUAUUGACCCAGUGGACAAAAGACAAAGACCCAACUCUGAAGAAUUAUCCAUGCACUGUGGUAAUCAAAGGCACCCACAACCACAGUAUUCAGUCAGCGUCUGCUCUGAAUGAGCUCAGAGUACUGCCAAGCACGAAACACACAUUUUUCAGCUAUUUUGAUCUUGGUAUGUCUGUUCCUCAGUCAAGGACAUUUCAUCAGGAGAAGAUGAGCCUGCUUACUGAGGUUGCUAACAACAGCAUAAACCCAAAGUACCGUGCAGUGUCUCACCUGCACGAUGUUUGGCUUAAGGAAAACCAUGGCGGGCUUGGAGGAUUCAGUAUGCAGACUGCCAUUGAGAAGUACUUUCAAAGCAACCCAGGAUCUCUAAUUGAAAUGGAAUUCUCUGAAACGAGCUUCGCUAUUGCCCUCGUCACUCCUCUCAUGCAAAGAAUCCACCAGAAGCUGAAAGAAUCUGCCGAAGUGGUGUUUGUAGACACCACCAGUCACGUGGAUCAGAUUAAUACAGCGGUGACGCUUUUGUUGUGUGCUGGACCAUCUGGCGCCUUGCCUUUGGGCUUGAUCUUCACGUCAUCACAAGAACAGUCCAGCUUUAUCAAAGGGUUCAAACUGCUGAAGCUCGCUCUUGGAGGAGAUGGUUUCUACAGAGUUGGACAUCCUAAUUGUUUCGUGACGGACAACUGCGAUGCUGAGAGGCAUGCCCUGCAGUCAGUAUGGCCUGAAUCACAUUUAUUUUUGUGUGUAUUCCACAUUCUUCAGCAAAUAUGGCGAUGGCUCUGGGAUUCACACCAUGGAAUAAAAAAAGAUGAUCGCCAACGGCUGAUGGCAGUCGCUAAGCAGCUGGUCUACUCAGACUCAGAAGAAACUUUCAACAGUAUAUGGACUUCCUUCAAUGGAAGUGAAGAUGCUCAAACAUACAGUCGGUACUGCAGCUACCUCAGCAAGCUGUUCGAGCGGAGACACGAGUGGAGCAUCUGGGCACGCAAGGGUUUCUUCCUGAGAGGUCAUAACACGAAUAACUUUGCAGAAUCUACAAUUUGCAUUGUCAAGGAUGUUAUUCUGAAUCGGUGCAAGGCCUACAACACAACUCAACUGGUGGUGUAUAUGAAUGAGAUAUUCGAGAACUACAUGAGGCAACGUCUACUCGAUGUUGCUCUGAAGAGGCGCAGAGCCAAGCCUAUCAUGACUACCUCGGUUCGGCCCGAGAAUGUUGAGAAAGUUGAUGGCACCACAUUUACCGUUACAAGUGACAAGGGGGACACACAGUAUGUAGUGGACCUGCAGCUGGGUUUGUGUGACUGCCCCUACGGUCAAACAGGUGCCGUGUGCAAGCAUCAGGUAGCAUGCUCUGAAAUGCAUGCACUAAAAUUACCACAAGUGUUCCACAGCACUCCUACUAAUCGCCAGUUCAUCGCAAGUAUUGCUCUGGGGGACAAAGAUGUACCUCCACUAGAUUUUUCGUUGAACUCCAGGACGAUUCUCUCGUUAAUGAUAAUUCAUCCUCACCAGUUCCGUUGA